This is a messenger RNA of Rhizopus microsporus ATCC 52813, 936 nucleotides long. RefSeq lists its product as uncharacterized. The record is from RefSeq and is a predicted model, not a curated record. The transcript is spliced from 3 exons. NCBI's taxonomy places the organism in Eukaryota, Fungi, Mucoromycota, Mucoromycetes, Mucorales, Rhizopodaceae. Gene Ontology annotation, biological process: rRNA processing; box C/D snoRNP assembly. The coding region runs from base 1 to 936 and encodes 311 amino acids. Gene Ontology annotation, cellular component: R2TP complex; ribonucleoprotein complex; cytoplasm.
AUGGCGAUACUUGAAGAAAUUAAUGAAGAAACAGCAAAUGUAUUCAAGCUGAAUAGAGAUAUAAAUGAGCUCAAUCAAGAAGAAAUGGCUCUUAUAAAAAGCUUUAUUGCAGAGCAAGUGGCUAGAAAUUCUGCUGACUACGAGAAACUGACAUCUCAAAUGACUCGAGAAUUAAACAAGUGCGACUUUGAAGACAUGGCAAUACAACCUCAAGUAGGCUUUGUAUGCAAGACAAAGAUAGUAAAAUCUACGAGUAAUAUAAAGCCUGGAACGUCAAUUUAUAUCAACAUUUGCUUUAAUUGUAACCUUCCUGGGCCUGAAUACACUGGAGAUGAACAGGAAUUAAAGAAAGCCUUGAAUGGAGAUCCAACUUCAACCUAUCGUCUACCAUUAUACGUAAGUGAGCCAAGACAUGAAGAUGGCCACAUCAUUAUGGACACAGUCAUCCAGACACGAGCAUAUUCGCGAACAUUAAAGGAUUUGGAGUAUAGAUUGUACGUGUUGGAAAUUGCAAUAGAGAAUGUCGAACAAAAGUUGAAUGCCAGCUUAAGCAGAGAGUUUAAGAUACCGGCUUAUAUGUCUCACAAGGGAGGACCAAUUCCAUCCAUGAUGGUAAAACAACCCAAAGAACUUACAUUUAACAAGCUACGUACUGCACUUGAGCAAAGAAAGGAAGAAUGGAAACCUAAAGAAUUUAUACAAAAAAAGAAUGAUGAAUUGGUUAUUGUGAUUCCUAUGCCUCAUCAGAAUACCAACGAAUGGAAAGUACAAAUAUCACAAGAUGAAUUACUACUCUACGCUGAACGACAAACACAUCCAAUCAGGCUAAAAUACUCUAUUGAUGUAAAUAAUCCUGAAAAUAGAGUAGAUUUUUAUAAAAGGGACAAACAGCUCGUUUGUAAAUGUAAAUUGUUAAAUAGAAGGCAGUUCAUAUAA